CUUCAGAUGCCAUUGACAGCCAGGCAGCUGUUAGUGGAGCAGAAUCCAGAUUAUCCUUCUCUUGUGCCACCUGGAUACAGGGCUUCUCCUUGCAGGCAUCAUCAUUUACCUUGGGUGCCUUGGCUUCAGACUCAAAGCAUCCAUUGCACUGGAGUCUGUGGGAGCAACACCCAUUUCCCUCCUUGGUCUUUCUGCUGCCCACUACAGCAUCACAGUACAUCUCCAAUGAGUUCAACAUGGGCAGAGGAUACUUUGGUACCAAGAGUCAGCCCAUCAAAAGAGGAAGCGAGCAAGAAGUUAGAAGACCAACCUUCGAAAGGCAGACCUCCCACUUUGGAAAAUGAUAAGGAUGCCAAAGGAGAUAGAAGCAAACUAAAGAAGGAAACAAAUGUAGCAGACGCAAAAUCUUGGGAAGAAGUCAAAGUUUCAGAACCCAGCGAGGACCAGAAAGGGAUGGAUUCAGAAGAUACAAGAAACAAUGCUGGUACCAUGGUUGAUAUAGUGACCAAUGCAGGUUUUUUGCAGCCCAACGUAAGUGGAUCUUCAACCCAGCUUUCCCAAAGAAAUACUUCUCAGAAAACUUACUUGGCAAACAAUUCCAAACUUCAGGCAAAGCUUGACUGGGUGAACAAGUCACUGAAGAAAGAUCGUGUAGCUAUUGAAUCUGUUUUACACAUGAGAAGGAGCUACAGUGCACCACCAUCUGGACAGAAAUUGCUGGAGAAGGGAACCUCUAGGGAUGGUCCCAGAGAAGUGGAUGCCAACCCAGCUAAGAUAGACUUCAAACGGCAGAAGUGGGAGCAGAGACAGCUUAGGAAAGAGGAGCAGCAACAAGAAAUCCAUCUCAAAAGGGAGAUGCGGCUUGAAAACAAGAGGCACUUCUGAGGAAUAGAAAAGAAGUCAUGCAAAAGAAGGCAGAAAUUGCCCUGAAGGAACAGGAUGCAGAAAGUAAGAAGAAGGAAGCUGUCAAAUGCCAGUUGUCUCACAAGCGAGCGCAGGUUUUACAGAAUAAAGAAAAGGAGAUGCAGAUUCAGAAAGGACUCCUACAGUAUCUCAGGGAACAUGACCUCUUAUUGCUCCGUGCAUCUAUGCUACCAUAGAAUAAACCAAUUUCUGCAACCAAGGUACUAAAAGUGUUUACAGACAAUACAUUGGGAAAUGGUUCCUCUGCCUCUGAAGCAGAGCACUUACUGUACUUGAGAACUGGAGAUGAUGUAGCAAAUGAUCAUUGCUUAUCAGCCCUAAUUUCAUUUUCUGUUUCAUUUUAGUUAUCUUCUUUUUCUCCUGAUUUUCAUAUUUUAUUUCAAUUUUGCUUCAGCUUAUUUCUUGAGAAACUACAAAACUUCCUGGUCUUUCCAAUAUUACCUGAAGCAUCUUUGAAAUACAAAUUUAGGAAGUUGUCAAGCCCUGACAGGCUUGCCAUACCUGUGGGGUGGGGAGGACAGGAUGGAAUGCAAACCAGCUGCGGGAACGGCAGAGGACAUCCCGGUUGCUGCCAUGCCGUGGCUGACAGUGUGCUCAUCCUCACCUGCCUGGACUUCAGCUGACUGGUUGCCAAUUACAUGGUGGCCGGAACAGCUGAUCGGCGGAGCUCACAGCAAGGGAGAUCACUGUUUCUGAGUUUUCUUGGGUGGGAUAUAGACAUUUGAGAUGGAAUAGCACCAUUCUCUUGAAAUUUAGUCUUGUCCACAGACGUAUCCAAAUAUAAAAACAAAUCUUUCAGAUUUAUUUGACCAGAUUUAUUUGCUGUCAAUAUAGUUAAGGUGUUUUCCCCUUUUCAAAAUUCUUUGGGAAGAAUGAUCAAUCAUAUAUUACCUGAGAGACUGCCUCCUGCCGAUUACCUCCCUCAGACCGAUA
Molecule: messenger RNA, 1857 nt
Organism: Thamnophis sirtalis
Lineage: Eukaryota; Metazoa; Chordata; Lepidosauria; Squamata; Natricidae
Source: RefSeq, a predicted model, not a curated record